AUAGUGCCAGAGGAUCGUGUGUCAAGCCGACGAUCUUUGGAUACCCCGGAGUCACUGGAUACAUUAGACCGCUGCUAUCGUCUCCUUACAUCAGCGAAACAAACGCGUACACCUCUUUCAGCAUCAUCAAAUAAAGCUACUCCUCCGUUAGUUCUUGGAAGAUUUCUUAAAAAAUCUGUGUAUGAAUUAAUUAAACAUCGAAUCACUAAAUUAGACCAUGACCUAUUCGAUGUCAUAUGGCCCGCUGUUAAAAAAAUACCUGAAAAUCGUAACAUAAUUCAAACAGUAGAAGAGGAUUUUCCGGGUGGAGUGACAGCGCCUGAUUAUUAUAUUUACGAUGUCUUUAGUGAAUUUUUGACACCACUUUUAAAGGAUCUGCAUAACAUUAACAUUUCCUAUGAAUUGCCAUUUCAUCCCCCGUCUGAUUUUGUUAAUAAUUCAGUUGUUUCUAAUCCGUCGACAUCAUCGGAGCCUUUGGUUGAAUUAAAUGUGGAUGCAAGUGAUGAGUUUGUUCUAUCGGGUAAUAUAGAAUGUUCAAGGAAUAUAGACGGUUUUGAAUUACCUCUUAAUCUCAAAAUCGGUAAACUAGAAGCAAUUGAAAGAAUUAUCACUACAAUAUUGCUAAAUGCUGAAUUUAAAAAUAUAAUCGGGCUCCUAAGUCCUGAAUCAGACCAAAAAGGAGGCAGCUACUAUACACUUAAUGAAGUAUUAGAAAAACCAUCUGAAGUAAGCGCAACUCUAGCAUCUUCUGGACUACUGAUUCCUCUGUGUGAAAGAGACGAAAUCGAUGACUUGAGUCGUUUGCACGGAAAACAUUGGCCAUAUGGUCGAGGAGUUUUCAUAAGCGACGAUAAAACGGUGGCAAUAUGGAUAAAUGUUCACGACCACUUAAGGGUAAUUAUCUCAACACCCCUUGAUUCCCCAGGCGAAGUUGGGCUGCCUUUUAGUAGAAUUUCUAAUAUCAUGAGGUACCUUCAUAGCAAACUUGAUUUCGUUUGGCAUGAAAGACUCGGCCAUCUAUCUAGCAGACCUACAUUUUUGGGGGCGGGACUUCGUUUUAAUCUUAUUAUUAACUUUCCUGGGUUAUCAAAAGAUUUGGAGAAUAUCAAGCACCUUUGUGCAAUGAGGGGCCUACAAUAUCGUGAAACUGUUAGCGAAGAUAUUGCUAAGGUCAGCAACUAUCAAAGUUUAAGUGUAACUGAAAUAAAUUGCUUUAAUGAUUUCGCAACUGCGAUAUCUAAUCUUCUUCAUCUUGAAAGAGAUUUAUCUCUUCAGAAUUCUGCACAUAUAGCGACAAUGUUGAGUAAUAUAUUCCGAAGAAAAAGAAGCAGUCUGGCGGAUUUGAACAUACGGGGGCUGGAUGAAAAACACUAA
This is a messenger RNA of Colias croceus (clouded yellow), 1374 nucleotides long. Its product is annotated as arginine kinase. The transcript has a single exon. Lineage: Eukaryota; Metazoa; Arthropoda; Insecta; Lepidoptera; Pieridae. The record is from RefSeq and is a predicted model, not a curated record. Gene Ontology annotation, molecular function: creatine kinase activity. The annotation marks the transcript as partial. Gene Ontology annotation, biological process: phosphocreatine biosynthetic process.